AUGAGUCUCCAGGUCCCUUUCCGCGGCAAGGCGCCCGGCCAGCCGCCCUCAACCAAGGCCGUCAUUCUGGUCGGCGGUCCCUCCAGAGGAACGCGCUUCCGGCCGCUAUCGCUUGACGUUCCUAAGCCGCUUUUCGACGUCGCCGGACACCCCAUUAUAGAGCACUGCUUCCGCGCCAUCACAAAGGUCCCCGAGAUCAAGGAGGUCUUCAUCGUCGGCUACUACGACGAGUCGGUUUUCCGCGACUUCAUCAAGGAAGCCGCCAACAAUUUCCCCCACAUCAAGCUCCAGUACCUGCGGGAAUACCAGGCCCUGGGCACCGCCGGCGGCCUGUACCACUUCCGCGAUGCCAUCCUCAAGGGCCACCCGGAGCGCUUCUUCGUCAUCAAUGCCGACGUCUGCUGCUCCUUCCCGCUGAACGAGAUGCUCAAGCUUUCCGAGGAGAAGGACGCCGAGGCCGUUAUCUUGGGCACCAGGGUUAGCAACGAGGCCGCCACCAACUUCGGUUGCAUCGUCUCGGAUGCCCACACCAAGCGUGUUCUGCACUACGUCGAGAAGCCCGAGUCGCACAUCUCCAACCUGAUCAACUGCGGUGUCUACCUCUUCUCCACCGAAGCCAUCUUCCCCUCGAUUCGCUCCGCCAUCAAGCGCCGCACCGAACGCCCCCGCCUCCUCUCCUACCCCUCCUCCGAGAACCUCGACUCCUCAUUCAUACAGGCCGAAGAUGAAGACGAGGGUGAGACUCAGGUCAUCAGACUGGAGCAGGACAUUCUGUCGGAUCUGGCCGACACCAGGUCUUUCUUCGUGCUGGAGACCAAGGACUUCUGGCGCCAGAUCAAGACUGCUGGCUCCGCCGUCCCCGCCAACGCUCUCUACCUCCAGAAGGCAUGGCAGUCCGGCUCGGAAGAGCUCUCGCAGCCCUCAGCCAACAUCAUUCCUCCCGUCUACAUCCACCCCACCGCUCACGUCGACCCCACUGCUAAGCUUGGUCCCAAUGUCUCCAUUGGUGCCCGCGCGCACAUUGGAGCUGGUGUCCGUAUCAAGGAGUCGAUUGUCCUGGAGGAUGCUUCCAUCAAGCAUGACGCAUGUGUGCUCUACACUAUUGUUGGCUGGAGCAGCAAGAUUGGUGCAUGGGCUCGCGUUGAGGGUACUCCUCUGCCCCACACCACACACAACACGAGCAUCGUCAAGAACGGUGUCAAGGUCCAGAGCAUUACCAUUCUCAGUAAGGAGUGCGCCGUUGGAGAUGAGGUUCGGGUGCAGAACUGCGUCUGCCUGCCGAACAAGGAGCUCAAGAAGGAUGUCGCCAACGAGGUUAUCAUGUAG
This is a messenger RNA of Lasiodiplodia theobromae, 1326 nucleotides long. RefSeq names its product Nucleotidyl transferase. The transcript has 4 exons. Gene Ontology annotation, biological process: biosynthetic process. The coding region runs from base 1 to 1326 and encodes 441 amino acids. Gene Ontology annotation, molecular function: transferase activity. Gene Ontology annotation, cellular component: cytoplasm. The record is from RefSeq and is a predicted model, not a curated record. Lineage: Eukaryota; Fungi; Ascomycota; Dothideomycetes; Botryosphaeriales; Botryosphaeriaceae.